Molecule: messenger RNA, 3861 nt
Organism: Kalmanozyma brasiliensis GHG001
Lineage: Eukaryota; Fungi; Basidiomycota; Ustilaginomycetes; Ustilaginales
Product: WD40/YVTN repeat-like-containing domain protein
Exons: 1
Coding region: 1-3861 (1286 amino acids)
Biological process (GO): SREBP signaling pathway
Cellular component (GO): Golgi membrane; endoplasmic reticulum membrane
Molecular function (GO): sterol binding; protein binding
Source: RefSeq, a predicted model, not a curated record
AUGGAUUCCUUUGCAAGCAGCGGUCGAAAGCAUGUCAACAGUCUCAGCGACCUGCGCAUGAUCUGGGACGAUGCGCACGACCUCAGAGCCAUCGAUAUGGGGGAUGCUAAGGUCCUUCUCGACCACACAGCUCGCCAAUCCCCUGCGGCUACCGAGCACGCAGCAUCGACCUUCUCGCGACCACGCUGCCAAUCAAUACGUGUCGAACACGUCUUCAUCACCACCGACGAUGUCAUGGCUGGCAGAGGUCCUCGGUUCGGCGUCCUGGAGAAUCGCAUCCUCAAUUCGGCACUCCAGCUGCAGAAUUCGAUCGAAACCGAGCUUCGCAACAGUCUCGGUCGCGGCCACGAGCCCGGGUUGGUCUGCAUCCAAGCCCGCACUUCCUUUCCUGGGCGGUCUGCAGUCCCGAACCAAAACGAGCCAGCGUGUCUCACGUUAUCACCGCUCGAGUACUGGAACUCGGACUCGCAGGCGAUCCUAGCCGACGAUACGCCUGCUCAAUCCGUAGCUCAAUCUUCGCUCAAUCAGACAAGGAUAGGCAUGCCCAUCUCUCCUUCUACAACACUUGCCGGACGAUGGCAUCUCUUCAAGCGUUUGCCUCGAGCCGAGUUCCUUGCUUUCACCUUCUUUCUGCGCAACGACGACCCUGAUUCGUGUUCCGAGCUGCGAUCGUCUCCGUCCAAAUCUACUCUCACCUCUUCGACUGGAGAGCACGCCAGCUGGCAUCAGCUGCUGACCCGAGUCACAGGAGGCCAGGUGCGUCUGAUCGCAUCAUCCGAAAACAUCUCCCACAGCCUCGUCCUUCAGUUCGCUCCCGAUCCGGCUUCGUCCCGACGCAAACCCACCCACCUCUUUCUCUUGACAGCCUACGCCUUCAUCAUCAUCUACAUCUCUCGCGGUCUCGUCAACCUGCGCAAGGUGCAUUCGCGCUUCGGUCUCGCAUUCACCGGCACGAUCCAACUGCUCAUCAGCAUGAUCACCAGUGUCAGCAUCUGCGCGCUCCUCGGCAUUCGACUCACUCUGGUCCCUUGGGAGCUGCUCCCUUUCGUCAUUGUCGUCGUCGGCUCCGAGAACAUGUACAGUCUCACCAAGGCCAUCGUCGACACGCCGCUUUCGCUCCCCGUCUCAUCGCGUAUCGCGCAUGGCUUGGGCAAGGUAGGACUUCCGAUCACCUUGACGACGCUCGCGGAUAUCGUGCUGCUGCUCGUCAUCGCCCUCUUCAUCGGCGUACGGGCCGUGCGCGAAUUUUGCAUCUUUGCCGUCUUUUCACUUGUCAUGGACUGGUUCUUGCAGAUGUCCUUCUUCGUCACCAUUCUCAGCAUCGAUAUGCAACGUCUCGAGCUCGCCGACCUUCUGACGCAGGGCACACGAAUCAGCAGGAAGCAGGACAGCCUUUCGCAAUCGCACGACCGACAUCUCAACGGACCUGGCAGCACCAACAAUGACGAUGCGGACAGGAAACCUCAUCCGGCUCGGCACCAACGCAACGGUGCUGAAGGCAGGUCCGGCAACAUCGUCAUCGCAGCGUUGUCCAAGGUGUGGAAUGCAAGGACCGCAAGGACUGCCAGCCUCACACUCAUCUUGGUCUACAUGGGCGGCUUGUACCUCUACUACGGCACCGGCUAUCCCAGCCACCAAAAGACCAGUUACGUCCUUCCAGAUGAUUGGGACACAAUUCGUCAGCCUCCGAGCACGGACAGCGCUUUCGAUCCGUAUGGCCAUCUUGACAACAAUGGGCACGCCGCGUUGCCGUGGUGGACCUCUUCGCCCAGCGCCGAUCUCUGGACGUCGCUCAACCCGCUGGGCGCGGAAGAGCUGCGGAUCGAUGUCAAGCCUUGGACCAUCCUCUCGCUCCGAUCUUCGACCGAAGGACAAACUCCUCCGUCUGUCGCAACCUUUGCGGGCUGGGCGUUGUUCCGGCCAAGGAUCAGGGCGGUCGUCUGGUUCGCCAAACUCGUCGUUCUUCCCAUCUCCGGAACCACGGCGCUGCUAUGGAUGCUGCUGCUAUACUUGCUCAAAGACACCGAGCUGCUGGACGCGCAGCGAGACAAGUCCGAGGCCGAUCCUUCCGACAGCUCGAACGGCUCAGCCGAUCCCGCCUCACACUCUUCAGUGACGUCGAGAACGACCGUCAUCGCCAGUGCUCACUCCUGCGAUAUCGAGUUCCUCGUCCACGAUGGAGGCCUGGCAGCUUCCAUUGACAAUGGCGGUGGAAUCCACGUUUGGAGACUCGACGGCGGCGGCGCAGCAAGCGAAGAUGCGAGGCGGACCAGCAGUGUCAGCAAGGCGCGGUCGAUGCUCCCGCUGGACCACAGCCCGGUUGCGGCGCUAACAAUGUCAGCCGAAGCAGGGUGGUUGGCCAUUGGUCACUCGUCGGGUCGAGUUCUGUUCUUAUCGACAAAGUCGCUAGAAGUAUUGUGGGAUCACCUCCCUGCUGACUCGGCUUCGCCGAUCGCAGCCUUGACUCUGCAGCAUCAAGAUUCCAUGCACAGCCUCGACUCUGCUGUGGCCCUCUCUGCGCACCGCGACGGCACCAUCCAUGCCUGGAAUGUGGCCCGCAAGGAGGUCAGGCUCGUACCUUCUCAGACCCAGCUCGAUUCUCGCUUACGUUGGCGGUCGUUAGAGGUCAGCGCGCCUCCGACCAGCCAUCCCGAGGGAAGCAGCAACAGCAUAAGCACAUCGGCAUCGUCACGGACUGUCUUGAUUGGCUUUACCACCACUGACGGUCAAUUCCACAUCAGAGCAGUGGAGACUGGUGGUGCCAGCGCCAAGACCGUCUUCACGCUCAGCAUGGAUGAUCGCGGUCAAGUCUGCUCGGCAAUGCUGUGUCGACUGUCUAGUCGACCGCCUCCGGCAGAUGAGGCACCUCUCCUCAGGAGCACCUUGAUCCUUGGCUUUGCCAACGGACGAGUGCGCUUGGUCGACUUCGAGACGGCCGAAGCCAUUAGCAGUGUUGACUUGGACGACGGCCCGGUCAUGAGCGUUUCCAGCAUCGACGCUGGCGAUGCCUACACCUCUGCAUUCGUCGCCCAGACCACAGGCCGCGCCUCCCUCCUUGUUGUCGCGAGUGGCUCACCAGUCGCGGGAGCUGCAAUGGAGAAAAGUGGCUCGAUCCACGGAGGCCUGAACGCUCCGUCCGCUGGCUCACCCAUCCGCAUCCGCACUCCAAACGGCUCUCGCACCAACGCAUCCAUCUUUUGGGGCGACUCUUCGACACCCCCGAGCCCUGCCAACGAGCUGGGCAAUCCGCUGGCUUACCCCAUGUCAUCGCAUGGAUCGGCUUCGAGGUUGCGUCGCGCAAGCGCCAACACGCGAGACCGAAGUGGGUCGCACACAGCGGUCGAGCCUGGUCCUCAGACACUGGCAGCUUCGUCGAGCCUCUCCGUGAUGCCCAACUUGCCUCCGCCCAGCAACGCCACGCAGAGAGCGGACGAUCGUCAGCUCAGGCUGCUCGGGUGGGUCCGAUGCCAGAGAGGUGGAACCUCGCCCGUCGGGCUUGGAAGCUUAGUUGUUGGUGUCGGUCGAGCGCAACGAAGCACAAGCUCGAGCCGAUGGGAAUGGUGGGUGUUGGAUCUGCGGGAGGAGCUGGUGCUAGGCCGUGGUGGAGAACUAAUCGUGCCGCGUCAGCCGCUGCUGCUUCGUACAGACGAGGCCGCUUCGACCCCAACACCGCCACGGGCGUCUCUGCAGCGAUCACGAACAGGCCGGCCCUCGCUGGAUGGGCCCCUUGACGAUGCACUGUCCUUCUCGCGCUUGCACCCCGUGCACGGUUUCGCGACAUCUCUACGUAAGGACAGCGCCCUGAUGUUUGGCUUCGGAGGCUCCAUCGGCGUCGUGCACGUCAAGGGCAAGCAGGCCUGA